GUCCAUUAAUUCCUCGGUUUUCAAGAAUCUCCACCUCGUUUUUGCCGCGGGAUUUUGGUUCUCCCCGGUGCCGGUGCGGCAGCUGUCUCUGGGGCUGUGUCCCGUCGCCGCCGUGCCACGAGGUCUUCCUCGGAGUGUUCCGUUUUUUUCGCAAAACCUCUUCUGCCUCUGAUCGUCUGCUCCUAUAAACAUGCCCCGUCUCCAGACGUCUCCGUCUGUGUCUGUAGCGGUUUUACGAGGCUCGCGGCUCCGGGCGUCUCACACUUGGGCGUUGUUGUGAGGAGCCUCGACCCUCGAGAUCGGAGUCGUCCACAGAAACAGACUUUCCUUGUUCUUUCUCUCCCUCGAUCGCCUUUCCUGUCUACCUGCAGGAAGCGUUGAUGUGAUGGGCAGAAGCUGCUCUCAGAGCCCUCUUGUCAGUCUGACGAGAAGGCGGAGGGGAGAGGAGGAAGGGAGACAUAGAGAAAGGAUCGUUGCCCGCUUCCACAAGCCAGCCUGGCUGUGUCCGUUCUGACUCUGACAAGAAACGCUGUACUAAAGAAAAUCUUUUCCGCACCCGAGACAUACCGACGCCCUUUUUGUUUGCAACUUGUACCGUUACAUUCAGGAGCAUACCGUUAUAGUCGAUGCCUUUUUCCCUCAUAUAUGUUGAUGACAGAUGCGAAAACUCAACUACGUCACCUCGCAGUCCCCAAACUCUUCGUGCUACUCUGUCGUUCCACCUUCAACAGACCCGUCGUCUCUUCAACUUUCCCUUCCACUCAGUGUCUGCAGUUUUCCGUGUCUCCCUUCGUUCCGGUUUCCAGUGUAAUUCCAACACAGCGUGAUUCGUUCGUAACGGACGUCGCUCUCCUCGCUUUUUACCGAAAUGCCAGACAUCCCGCAGAUGUCGAGCUCGUGUCAGGAAGGGAUAGGGAGGGCGGGGAAGCGUGAGGCGACUGUCGAUGCCCAGCCUGUCCUGCCCUCUCGUUCGUCUGGAGACGCUUCGGUGCCCGGCCGUUUCCGUCCAGACAAAGACCCAAGUUCCGUUUCGAGCGUCAACCUCUGUCCACAGUUCUCUCUCGAGCCGUACGGAGCAGGCGACUUGCGUCUUCUCAAGUUCCUCGCAGACGGCCGGCCUGUAUGGGAAGCUCCUCCGGCGCGACCUCCGAGUGGCCAGAUUGCGGCAGACGUAGAUUUCUUCUUUCCAGAAAAGGAUGUUUUGCCGGCACCAGUUGGCGCCACGGACAGGCGCACUGUCGAAACACCGCAGUCUGUGUCGCUCGGGUCUUCGUCUUCCUCUUCUGCGUCUUCAUGUGCUGCGGCGGUGAGGCAGACAGUUUCCGAGUCAGGAGGUGAGGGUGCCGCAGGGGAAGGCCAGUUGCUUGGCAGGGAGAGUGCAAGUGCGCAUGCAGCGCGCGCGGAAGCUUUUCGCGCCUACCUCGAGAAGUCGGCAAGAGCCAGUGCAGCGUAUCCGCCUUCAGAUCUUCUUCAGCGGGCAGAGGCACUCUGCGUCGCAGCCGACGCCCGGCACCAGGAACAGCUGAAGGAGUCCGAUCCGUGGGUGAAGAACAAGGGCGUUUGGGAGGAGGCCGUACAGAAGCGAGACGAAGCGUCCAAGUGGCUGUCAGGCGCAGGCAUGCUCUUCGACCUGCUUCUGGGCACAGCGAAUGCGGCCCCCAGUCAGAGAUUUCUCCGGCUGGUCGAGGCGAAGGACGAGGUUGACGAGGAGGAAAUGUGGCAGAAGCUGCUGAUUGGCUUGCAAGGCAGACGCGAAAUGUCUGUCGAGCUCGAGAAGGAAAUCGCGAACGCCAGACAUCAGAUGCUGCGAACUCCUGCGGGACUUCCGGGACAAAGAACCUGGGUCCAGCUGCUCCGCCGGCUGCAGAGGCUGCGCUGGGUCCUAGUGAAGAAACGGUACCAAGACGUCGAGUUCUCGCAGUCAGACGCAAGCUACCCGUACGUCUCUGAGGUGUAUAUCCACCUCCUGCAGAUACCGACGCGCUGCUGGGGCGCCGGCACGGCUGCCCCGGUCGGGUGCAGCCUUCCGCUGCCGCCUCCGCGGGUCUUCGGCGACCAUUUCGUGCUUUUGAAAGCAACUCUGAAGGACCCAACCGAGCCGCGGGAGGAGGGCGGCACAUGCGGCGGAGAACCGGCGACGCCAGGCGCGGGCACAGCAAGCGCGGCGGGGAGCCGCGACGUGCCCGCAUCGGUGCAGCGAAGGACCGCGAGUCCGUGGGGGUUUGUCCUGGAAUACGACGAGCAGGCGGCAAGUGCCGUGGAAACAAGAGCGCUGCUGCAUGUGAACGUCCGGCCGCUCUUGGCGUGGAAUCUCCUCUCUGAUUCGAGAGAUGUCGGAGACUCCUCCACUGCGGUGAUCGCCUCGCGGGCGGCCUCGUGGCUCUUUCCAAAUCCGUCCACUUGCCUGCCGCCUCCGGCAGGCCUCCUGGUCGACGAGCUUCCGGCCAUGAAUCCACCGCCACUCACUGACCGAGAAACGAAACAAGACGCUGAGGUGGCUCAGGCAUCCAAUGCAAUCCACCGGCGUCUGCAGCAAGCCCAGUGGUGUCUGUUGGACAGGUGCUGCUUCCACGUCCUCGCUGCGCAGGCUGAGCGCAUGCGCGUUCUCGGUGAACAGAACGCAACUGCGAGUCUACAGAAAUCCGGAGAUAUCCCUUUUGGCGGAGAGAAGGCGGGUGGCGGCGACGCGGACGUUCAGUGCCUUCGGAGGCGAAUCACUGCCGAGUGCAUCCAGGUCGACUCUAAAAGAAUCAGAAUCCUUCUUCGGGGAGUGCCCAUCUCACUCGCACAGGCCGGGGUACCGGAAACCGGCACAGAUCCCUCUGGUGCAGGCGGAGUUUUCAGCGCGAGAAACGGACUGAGAUCUAAGGAUGUAGCAAAUAGUGCAGGCGUAGCCAUGAGCGAAACAAGCGGCAUGGCAAAUAAGGCAACGAUCCACACCAACUCAGCCAUUCCGGGUGAACAGAUGAGCAACUCGACCUGUAAGUGCGGUGUACAUACACUCGACUUCGUUGUUGACGUAGCUUACCUGCCGACCGAUUUGGGUAAGAUGUCGGAAGAAGCGGGUGUUUGUUGCCGAGAUUCAAAGCGAGGCUCAAGCGGCCAGCGCACCGCUGCGUCCGAAGAUCCGACGUCUAGUUUGGAGCAAUGGAGAACUGAGAAAAAGUCAGAAGCAAGCGUCAACCGUAGUCACGAACACGCUGAGGACUCUGCACCGCUUGCUUCUGCAAGCGUUUUUGGGCAGAAGUGCAGUCUGUGCCGGUGCUGCACGGUUCGUUUGCACGAAGAGGUGGGAGCGUUUUUCGAGCAAGCACAGAGGGUUGCCGUUCUUCAGCUCCGGCAGUUUUUCCUUGAGGCCUGGGCGUACGAAGCCUUUGAACGACCUAAAUUAUGCGGGGAACUCGCAUUUGCGCCGCCCCUCCUUGAUUUAGCUGGCUCACGAACGGCCACUAGGACCCUGCAGGGUUCGACUAAGGCAGGGUGUUCCUCACAGCUUCGCGGGGAACAUAUCCUCCGCACUUUUGUCAGUUGGCUAGCUUCUGAAGGUCUAGACUUUGUGUGAAUGCCGAACGCCACCGCUAAAAAGCUCCCAUUCUACAUGCCUGGGGUCUGCUUGUCGGCUGUCGGCUGCGCACUCUUUCCAACACUAGAGCGAAGUUUAGUUGUGUCCCCUCAGGAACGGAAAGCUCUUCGAACGUUUUUGGUUUCUAAAUGUUUCGGAGGAACUGGACGAAUCUCAUCACGUUAGUGGGAUCAAGUGGCGUCCGACGCUUCGUUCAGUGUGUCGAGGAAACCGAAUCAAAGGCUUCGUACUGCAAUGUUUUUGUUGCAAGGAUGCCUGUGCACCAGAGAUUGUUUGCUGGCGAAACUCAAGUCAGACGAACCUGUCUCCCGCAGGAGAAUGACAAAUUUUCUCAUUCCGUUUUUGCUUUCAAAGGAGAGCAGGGGUCAUGUUUCGAAAUGCAUUUAUGCUCCAGACUCGCUUACUCAAAUUCACCUAGGAGAUUCUGCCUACAUGUAGGUGGGUGAACGCCGACUACACCGCAACAUUUCGUCUAGCGCUCGGCGGGAUCAGUCAGGCAGCCCCGAAACGUAUACGAGUCUCAACAGACCUUACUGGCAUCGGGGAUGUCUGGGACGUAUAUCUGAAAAACUAUUUCUAUGGUACAAAAGUCUGACUCACUUUGGUAGACUCCUUCCUGAUGCUAGACUGCACGUACGAGAUAAGUCUGUCUCUGCAUAUUCACGAUAAUGGAUUUGGUAUUGCUACUGCCAAAGAACGCAGACGUGUUAUUGUCUGUGCGGUGUUGGGAUUCCUAGCGUGAUUAACAAGAUUUCCCUAAAGAGUGUAUACAACGAUUUUCACUCUUGGCUUCGCUCUUGGUUUUCUUUGUGCAAUCAAUUUCCCUGUUGUAAGGCGGGGGGGCGGAAGAGUGCUGAAUUUCUUUGCGGUUUCUUUGGAAAACCGUGUGUUCGACAUUAGAGUGCUGAAGCGCGCAGCAUGGUGCGUGUGCGGCCAAGCAUCCAGUUGGGCAGGCCACAGAUAUCUGAUCGAUUCGUCUUCGGCCGCAGGAGCCUCUUUCUGAGGGCAGCUGGCGCUAACGAUUACAAUGUAUGAAUUGGCUUCGUUAUCCAUCUUUAAUUACAGGGUUAACGGUACGAUCCAACUGGGUCCGAGUCCAUCGUUCGACUUUUCCUGCUACGGCAUGUUGUUGAAAGGGGAUACAGAGAAUCCAGAAUAAAAGCUUGUCCGAAUCAAAGCCCAUGUGUAACUGAUUGAAUGGACCGCGUGAGCGUCGUGUAUACUCCCCUUGACUGCUCGAAUAUGAACUGUCUGUCUUCUGUGGUGAUUCAUGGAACAUGGCAGAACGUGCGUCAGUCCGGUAAUCAAAUUUGAUACUUUGCCAGUGGAGACUGUGCUGAAACAGAAUUCGUGUUGUUGCCCAAGAAAAGGGGUGAAGCAACUGGGGUUCCUGCGCGUUCUGUCGAGCGCAGAUUCAGACAUCUUAUGCCUAACAACAUCUCCA
Messenger RNA from Toxoplasma gondii ME49, 5027 nucleotides. RefSeq names its product mediator complex subunit MED17 (gene MED17). The record is from RefSeq and is a predicted model, not a curated record. Bases 869 to 3562 code for a protein of 897 amino acids. Lineage: Eukaryota; Apicomplexa; Conoidasida; Eucoccidiorida; Sarcocystidae. The transcript has a single exon.